UUCAGAAGCAGUACAUAAGAGGAAAUUCUUGUGAGUUUUAGCUGACACAAGUUCAAAGUGUUUCAAACACCUGAUGAGAUCAUUUUUUUAAAAGAUGUUAUUUAUUCAUGAGAGACACAGAGAGGCAGAGACACAGGCAGAGGGAGAAGCAAGCUCCCUGUGGGGAGCCCGAUGCAGGACUCGAUCCCCUGGGAUCAAUACCGGAGUGGAAGGCAGAAGCUCAACCACUGAGCCACGCAGGUAUCCCCUGAUGAGAUCAUUUUUAAGCAUUUAGUACAAGCUUAUCCUGGAUAGAGAGUAGAAUGGAGGCAACAGUAUCACUCUGUACUGACCUCAUAAUUGCUGGGAACCACCCCUCAGAGCAGAUUUAGGCAAAUUGGAGCACAAUAAAGGAUUGCUGGCCAGGAUGAAUGAAGGUGAUUCUCAAGACCCAACCAUGAAAGUCCACCACAAGGACAGAAGAGACCAUGUACUCCAUAUCGAAGAAGAAGAAGAAGAAGAAGAAGAAGAAGAAGAAGAAGAAGAAGAAGAAGAAGAAGAAGGGGUAAUCCUGCCUGAGGUUGGUGUUCUGUGGAAUUAUGUGCCCCAGGAAAAAGAAGAGGGCUGGCUGUGGGCAUCAGACAGGCUGGUAAUAGUACUGCGGUCCAGCUGUGAAUGGAAAACCACUGGAGGACAUGCUCCACCAAAACAAGAGAGUAAACCCAGAAAGAAGUCAUGGGAUCAAAGAAAAAAAAAUCUGACCGGCCUCGGAUACCUUUACACUAUGGCUCCCCCUUCUGGUCCUGCGAUGAGCAACAAGUCCAUUUUGUACUUCGGAAAAGCUCUACCCUGGAAUACUGAUCAAGCUUGAGUAAAGCGGAGUUCUCAGCCAGAGCAGACACCUCUCUAUUAACUGGGUAAUUCAAAUUCCUGAGAAGCUUUCCGAGUUUCUUAGGAGACUGCCAGCGGGGAAUUUGAGAGCAAUCUGCACAUCAAGGACACUCUUCAGUUCCGAGCCCAUGAAUGUGAAGGUCCUGGCUUCAUCUGGACCUUUCCAACAGUCAACAGAGAAACACAAACUCUAUGCACCAAGAGGGGAAGUGGAAAACACAAUAUUUGCUGCCCACCUGUAACCAUGCUGCCCUCAGAGACUUGGGGAACUUUAUCUUCUUAACAAGAUAAAGAUGGGAAAAUGUAAUACUCUUAGUGAAUUCUUACUGAUUCCAUCUUUCCUUAGUUAUCCUUAAUGGUUUAAAAAAAUACAGCCUGAUUAUGAUUUGAUCGAAUCCAGAAUUACGGAAUUUUAACCAAUAAGAAGCAUCUAUACUCUUCCUGACUUUAAAAAAUUGAUGCAAAAUAGAGGAAUGAAUUGGUUUUUCUCCUUCCAGCUUACGGUGCUCUCAAUAUACAUGUGUUUUGUGUUUGGAAGUCUGACUUUAUUUCCUCGUCACCUCAGGCUACAGAUUCAAGUCAAAUAAUAGUUAUGUGUAUGCGCAUGCGUGCGUGUGUGCCUGUGUGUGUGAAUAUAGGUGCCUUUUUAAAUAGUCAUUUCUACAUAUGCAUAUGAAUGGGUUUCCAUUUGAAAUUACUGUCAAAAUGUCAUUAGAAGACACUUUUGGAAUUCUUAAUGAACUAAAAUAAUGUUUUCCUUGUGCUUAAAUAGAGACUUCGCUUACUAAAAUCACUUUGUUAAGGAUAACAUGGCUGGAGGUUCCCAUUAUGUGCACAAUUGCUAUUUUUUAUGCACUAACUCUCUCAUUCUCUCCGACUCUUUUCUUAUUCCACUUGAGACUCAUUCUGCAGCUUCUGCCUACUUCAGGGCUCACUGAUGUGGGUUUGCUGAAGAGAGAAGAGAUACAUUUUUACAUGACUUGAAAAUGCUUGACAUUUAAAGAAAAAAGCUCUAUCACUUCAAAAAUUUGUUAAAAGCAAGUUAUUUUCAGAAACCUAAGCUGCAGAGAGAUGACAUUUGCCCCUGGUUCUUACCUUAGACUCAGAGGUAACAGAGUGGUUACCCAAGGAAUCAUACCUUCUACUGUUUUCAGAACUUUUUUGUAAAAGUAGUCACAGGAGCCAUCAGGGAUGUUAUUAAUUGACCUACUAUUUAUUCUACA
This is a messenger RNA of Canis lupus familiaris (dog), 2093 nucleotides long. RefSeq names its product protein FANTASTIC FOUR 1-like. Lineage: Eukaryota; Metazoa; Chordata; Mammalia; Carnivora; Canidae. The record is from RefSeq and is a predicted model, not a curated record. The transcript is spliced from 6 exons. The coding region runs from base 407 to 850 and encodes 147 amino acids.